AUGAGCGAAGACGAUGGUGUUAGAAUCGAUAUCGAUGGCUUGGUGUCUUCAAUGGAAAGAAUGGUGCCCCAUGAUGUGCUCAUGCCGCCUAACUGUAGCAUCUUCAAAAUCCCUAUCAUACUCUCCAGGCAUAAUGAAAAUGCUUUUAUCCCCGAUGCAUUUUCUAUUGGGCCUUUCCAUCAUGGGAAUCAAAAGUUGAAAGCCACAGAAAAAAUUAAAGCCAGGUAUAUGCAUGACCUUAUUUCUCGCUCACGCUCUCGAGACACAAUACUAAGAACUCUCAUCAGUUCCAUCGCGGAGGUGGAGAAAGAGGCUCGUGAGUAUUAUGCUGAACCAAUUAAUUACAGCCCAGAAAAACUUGUAGAAAUUUUGGUGAUUGAUGGUUGCUUUCUUAUUGAGCUAUUUUGCAAGCGAACUUAUCGGGACCUUAGAAAAGAAGAUGACCCUAUUUUCAGCAGACCCUGCAUGUUUCAUUUUCUAUACCAUGACUUGAUAUUGCUAGAAAACCAAGUACCUUGGAUGGUACUUGAGCGUUUGUUCAACCAGACAAACGAUUCUAGCGACUGGAAUAUGCCCCGGCCUCUAGCUACACUUGCCACGACAUUCAUGAGAACCAUAUAUUUAACAUAUAGAAUAGAUCCCAAGUCGGAUCAGUGUAUUAAUAUGAGAGGCAUCAAGCAUUUUGUUGAUCUGUCCUAUAAAUUGUCAACUUUACCAAGCACUGAUCCCCAGCCGGAUCAAUGUAUCAUUAUCGAAUGCAUCAAGCAUUUGGUUGAUCAGUUUAGGAAAUUGGCAGCUUUAUCAAGUACACCAUUCAGGAAAUUGGCAAAUUCAUCAAGUGGUGAAGAAAAGAAAAAAAGCCUACGAGAUUGGGAACUUCUGCCUUCUGCUACAAGCCUUGUGGAGGCUGGAAUCAAAUUCAAAAGGGCUACAUCUGGAAGCCUAUUGGACAUAAAAUUUAAGGAUGGCGUUCUAGAAAUUCCCCCAUUAGUAGUUAACGACCUAACGGAAACCAUCAUUCGAAAUCUCAUCAGCUAUGAGCAGUGUUGCCCCAAUUGUGGUUUUAAAUUCGCUUCCUAUGUCGUACUCCUAGACAGCCUCAUUAAUACUGUCAAAGACAUAAAUAUUCUCUGCGAUCAUGAGAUAAUUGAUAACUGUUUGAAUCCAGAAGAUGCAGCCCAGCUGUUCAACAAGCUUUACCAUGACACUUUUGUGGCCUUCGACUACGUAGACCUUAGCAGAGAAGUGAACAGGUUUUGCCAACGCAGGUUGCCUAGAUGGCGCGCAGUGCUUAUGGGCAAGUAUUUUAACACUCCAUGGGCUGGUUUUUCGACAUUGGCCGCUAUUAUCCUAUUGAUCAUGACCUUCUUACAAACUUUGUACGCCAUGAAAAAGUAGUGUUACAUCCUUAUAGAAGUUGUUAUAAGAUUGGUCUCUCUAGUGUCCUUUUCCAAUGUCAAUUAUGAAAUGAAAGGGUGGGUUGUUUGCUUU
Molecule: messenger RNA, 1491 nt
Organism: Corylus avellana
Lineage: Eukaryota; Viridiplantae; Streptophyta; Magnoliopsida; Fagales; Betulaceae
Source: RefSeq, a predicted model, not a curated record